Messenger RNA from Exophiala xenobiotica, 2599 nucleotides. RefSeq lists its product as uncharacterized. The record is from RefSeq and is a predicted model, not a curated record. The transcript has a single exon. NCBI's taxonomy places the organism in Eukaryota, Fungi, Ascomycota, Eurotiomycetes, Chaetothyriales, Herpotrichiellaceae. Gene Ontology annotation, molecular function: RNA helicase activity; nucleic acid binding; ATP binding. The coding region runs from base 86 to 2476 and encodes 796 amino acids.
UCCGGUCCGCCCAAAAAAAUAAUCCUACAAUUCAAUUCGAAGACAUUUCCUGUCACAUUAAGCGCAUACACUUUCUCAACACAAAAUGGUCCGUUCCAGGGAAGAGGACGAAUUCGUCCUGACUCUCUCCGACAACGACGAUGCCCUUCACAGCGACCCUGAGUCCGAUGGCGACUCACAAUCUCUCAAACGCAAGCGGGAUGUGCCCAAAAAUGGUGCUCAAAGCAAGAGACGGAAAACUCAGGACAAGAAGAGCAAGGCCCAGCCACUUGCCUCACCACCACAGAGCGAGACUGAAAGUGAUGAUGAUCAAGGCGUCAACGAUGGCGCUAUAGACUCUGAUUUCGAGUUUGACAUGGGCGCCAACGCAGUUAUAGAAGACCUCGAGGAGUUUGACGGCUGGGGCGAAGGGGCAAACACGAACGGCAACGCAAAGAAGAAGGGUGUCGACAUUGACGAAUUGAUUGCUCGUAGAGCGGCGAAGAAACACAAACCACAGAAUAACGGCACGAAAGUCACCGGGGACGAGAGCGAAGAGGCUGGAGAAGAUCUCCCUGAGGAGGAGGAGGACAUCGAAGAAGAUGGCGACGAGAUACCAGACUUUGAUGACGAUGGGCUAGUAGCAGACGACACUUUCGGCGCAGGUGCAGCAUCCGAAGAUGAAGAAGAAGGAUCAGACAGCGAGGAAGAAGCCGACGAAGAAGCAUCCGAUAACGACUCUGUUGCCUCACCAGUUGCCCACCCAGACGACCUGGCCUCUGACAGCGACAACUCGGACGCUGAAUCAGAUGCUUCGGCAGACCCCGAAGAACAAGCGAAGCGAGCAGCCUUCUUCGCUCCUGAAGAAAAGGCUGAUCGCCCGAAUAUCAAAUCUGUAUCCUCAUUCCAGCAAUUCUCCUUAUCACGCCCCAUCCUACGAGGUCUGGCCGCAUUGUCCUUCACAGCACCGACACCAAUCCAGGUCCGCGCCAUUCCAGUCGCACUACAGGGACUGGAUGUCGUCGGCUCCGCUGUCACGGGUUCCGGCAAGACCGCGGCAUUCUUGCUCCCCAUCCUGGAACGCCUCCUCUACCGUCCACGAAAAGUCCCAACCACCCGUGUCGCUAUCCUCAUGCCGACCCGUGAACUGGCCGUGCAGUGCUACAACGUCGCCACAGCACUCGCCCGCUUCACCGACAUCACAUUCGCCCAAGUCGUGGGUGGAUUUUCGCUGCGCGAGCAAGAGACCAUCCUCAAGAAAAGACCCGACGUUGUCAUCGCUACCCCCGGGAGAUUUAUCGACCACAUGCGCAACUCGGCGAGUUUCGCGGUCGAGAAUGUCGAAAUCCUCGUCCUCGACGAAGCAGAUCGCAUGUUGGAAACAGGUUUCGAAGACGAACUCAACGAGAUUCUGAAGACCAUCCCGAAGAGUCGACAGACCAUGCUUUUCUCCGCCACCAUGACCGACAGCGUUGACAAGCUCGUACGCGUAGGCAUGAACCGGCCAGUCCGCCUAUCUGUCGACGCGAAGAAGAGCACGACAGCCGGGUUGACGCAGGAAUUUGUGCGUCUCAGGCCCGGUAGGGAGAAUUUACGCCUUGCUACGCUAUGCCUCCUGUGCAAGAAUGCCUUCACGGAGCGCACGAUCGUUUUCUUCCGGCAGAAGAAAGAAGCGCAUCGGGUCCGCAUUAUUUUCGGCUUGCUGGGAAUAAAGGCGGGCGAACUCCACGGCAGCAUGUCGCAGGAGCAGCGAAUCAGCGCGGUGAAUGCGUUCCGAGAAGGGAAGACAACACACCUCCUGGCGACGGACCUGGCAAGUCGAGGUCUGGAUAUCAAGAACGUCAUGACGGUCGUAAACUAUGAGGCGCCACAGUCGCAUGAGAUCUAUCUGCACAGAGUUGGGCGCACGGCGCGUGCAGGCCGAUCUGGUAGGGCUUGCACUAUCGCCGCGGAGCCCGAUCGGAAGGUCGUCAAGGCUGCGGUGAAAGCUGCAAGAACGCAGGAUGCGAAGGUCGUGUCACGGGCGAUGGAUACCAAGGAGGUUGAUGCGAUGAAUGAGCAGAUUGAAGGCAUGGAGCAGGAUAUCGAGGAUAUUCUGCGAGAAGAGAAGGAGGAAAAAUCGCUUGCGCAGACCGAAGUGGAGAUUACCAGAGGCGAGAAUCGGAUCAAGCACGAUGCAGAAAUUAUGGCACGUCCGAAACGAACGUGGUUCGAAAGUGAAAAAGAGAAGCGUGAGGCGAAGAUUAGGGGAUUGACUGAGUUGAACGGGCCGAAUGGGGUGGUGAAGGUGAAGGGCGAAAAGAAGAGGUUGAGUAAUAAGGAUAAGAAGAGGUUGGAUCUGCACAGGGAGCGGGUCGACGGGAGAAUGUGGAAAAAGGGGAAGGGAAGCGAGGAGGCCGCCAUCAAGGAAAGGAGGGACAGAAAGAGAAAGAAUGGUAAUGCGAAGGCUGGGCCGAGCAAGACGAAGAGUUUCAAGAAAGGAAAGCCCAGGAGAUAGCUUGGGCAUUCCACAUACGCAAAAGCCGACAGGCUCGAAAUGAAGAAUGACGUCCUUCAAGAAUGUAUCUUGACACAAUAGUCGGCAUCCGUUUUCACUUCUGUCCUGGAGGCUUCAGUUUCC